Messenger RNA from Aspergillus wentii DTO 134E9, 1496 nucleotides. Its product is annotated as pyridoxal 5'-phosphate synthase subunit PdxS. Gene Ontology annotation, biological process: pyridoxal 5'-phosphate biosynthetic process; pyridoxine biosynthetic process; amino acid metabolic process. The transcript has 3 exons. Lineage: Eukaryota; Fungi; Ascomycota; Eurotiomycetes; Eurotiales; Aspergillaceae. The record is from RefSeq and is a predicted model, not a curated record. The coding region runs from base 159 to 1085 and encodes 308 amino acids. Gene Ontology annotation, molecular function: amine-lyase activity.
CGAAGACGGAGAGCUUAUCGUGGAGAGGCAGUUUUGACUCACUCUUUUUUUAACUCAAUCUUUCGCUUCCUUUUAAAUUUCUUCCUUCCUCCACCCCUCUUUCCCUCUCUCCAUAAUUCUAUCUAAUCUUUUCUUACCACCCCUCUUGUACUUUUACAAUGGCCUCUCAGCAGAACGGUGUCUCCAAUGGGGCUAAUGACUUCACCGUCAAGGCCGGUUUGGCCCAGAUGUUGAAGGGCGGUGUUAUCAUGGACGUUGUCAAUGCAGAGCAGGCCCGCAUUGCCGAAGAAGCUGGUGCUGCCGCCGUCAUGGCCCUCGAGCGUGUCCCCGCCGAUAUCAGAGUCGAGGGUGGCGUUGCUCGCAUGUCCGACCCUACCAUGAUCAAGGAGAUCAUGGAGGCUGUUACCAUCCCCGUCAUGGCUAAGGCCCGUAUUGGUCACUUUGUCGAGUGCCAGAUCCUCGAGGCCGUUGGCGUUGACUACAUUGAUGAAUCCGAAGUCCUCACCCCCGCCGAUGACAUCUACCACGUUACCAAGUCCAACUUCAAGGUCCCUUUCGUCUGUGGCUGCCGGAACUUGGGUGAGGCUCUGCGCCGUAUCUCGGAGGGAGCUGCCAUGAUCCGCACCAAGGGUGAGGCUGGUACUGGUGAUGUCGUCGAGGCCGUUAAGCACAUCCGCACUGUCAGCGAAGACAUUGCUCGUGCCCGCGCCAUGCUCCAGUCCUCCAUUGACCCCGCACGUGAGCUGCGCGCCUACGCCCGUGACUUGGGCUGCUCGUACGAGCUCCUGCGCGAGACUGCCGAGAAGGGUCGUCUCCCCGUUGUCAACUUCGCCGCCGGUGGUGUUGCCACCCCGGCCGAUGCCGCACUCAUGAUGCAGCUGGGCUGUGACGGAGUGUUCGUCGGAUCCGGUAUCUUCAAGUCUGGCGAUGCUAAGAAGCGUGCCCGUGCUAUCGUCCAGGCCGUGACUCACUACAAGGACCCCAAGGUCCUGGCUGAGGUCAGCAGUGGUCUUGGUGAGGCCAUGGUUGGCAUCAACGUUGCCCAGAUGUCCGAGGCCGACAAGUUGGCCAAGAGAGGAUGGUAGAUGUAUAAAUUAUAACCUUGCCCCAACGCCCUUUCUCAGCCUUCGUCAUGUAAUGAUUACUAUUUCUUUGGUGUUUUGAAAAGUUGACAUAGCGUCGUCUUCCGCUUUAAGACUUACCUGUACUUGUUGAUAUCUGCAUUUACGCCAUCUGGGAUAAAAAAGGAAGAUACACAAUUGUUAUUAUGAGCCAUGAGCAGAUGAAAAAACAUGGAUUUAAGUCGUUCUCUCCGUAGUAGUCUGUCGAAAGUGGUCUAGACAUAAAUAUUUGUAACUGAUUGCUUUUACACUUAGCAAUAAGCUUCGGCUCCGUCGAUCACGCCGGUGAGCAGCAGUCGGUGUCCCAUUCGGUCUACGGUUCUACCCGGACGAAUUAUUGAACAGGGCGAUGAUAAUCAUGUAGGAUUAUGAAUG